AGUUGGCAAAUUGCCAUAAAGACGAUGGGAUCUCGAUUCCUACAAGAACUAUAAUUUCUUCUGAGAGUCCAAUAUAAAUGGUAAACCUUCGUCUUCCUCCUCCACUGGUUAUUUUCAGUACAUUCUGCAAUUUUUCAUCUCCGAAAUUCCAGAUCUUCUCUCGAUUCUUGUCUCGUUUGAAUCUUCCCUAUCUAAAAUCUAGGGUUUCCCUUUCCCAAAACCCAACAGAAUUCUUGGUCUCCGUUGAAUAGCGGUAGGCCCCGUCAUCGAUCAAUCAGUCAGUCAAUCAAUCGAUCGAUCAGUGUGUCACAUGACGCGCGCGAACCACCAGAAGAAGAAGAAGAAGAGGCGGUCACGAGCUUCGAAUCAGCUGGCCCUGAACGGGACGCUGCAUGGCGGGAAAAAUGAGGAAGAAGGGAUUAAGGGGCGAGAGGGGCUGGAAAUAAGGGAAGACAAUGUGAAUUGUUCGUUAAUUGAGGCGUUUGCUUCGGCUUCUCUGGAGGAAGCAACUGCUGCUUGCCGGGAAGCUAACGGCGAUCCGGAAAAAGCCGCGGAGAUUUUAUUCAAUUUGGUGGAGAACGGGGAGGAUUCGGUUUCGAGCGGGUUUUCCGGGCCGGAUUCGCGAUCCAGCUCUGGUUCCGGACCGGGAUCGAUCUCGAGCGAGGGGUUUAUGGAGACGGGAUGCAUAGAAAACGCAGUGCCUGGGAGAGGCUUCAGAAGGAACCAGCAAAAGAGAGUGGUAGCGACCACGGGAAUGGUGUCAACCAUGUUGGGGAAGGAGUAUGUAAGGUCCGGACCUAGAAAGCAGUAUUCGCCAGCAAAAUUUAAGGGUCUUGAUGGUAAUGGAGAAGAGAUUUUGGACAGAGAGGGGACGGAGCAGCUUUUGUACUCAAUGCUGGGCGACGAUUGCGAGCUUAGCAUGGCCGUUGUCAAAGAUGUUCUCUGUCAAUGUGGGUACAACUUUUACAAGGCAUUGGAUGUAUUGCUUGACUUGUCCGCUACCUCUUCUGAGCAGUCCGUGAAUGGAAGAUGCCUCAGUGAUUCUUUAAAUUAUAAAAAAGAUAAAAGAUUCAACACUGAAAAUGGAGACAAUUUGGAAGAUAGACCAUCAAAUUGUGUGACCCAUUUCUCUGAAAGCAAACUUCAGGACAGUAAAUGGUCUAUGAAUGGUGGUGACAGGGACUAUUUGAAGGUUCUUACUACUUCGGAGGCUCCAUCUCCAACUAGCCCAAGAAGUAGAGAGUCAAAUCUUCCCCUAAAGGUGUUGGAAUCUUUAUUUAACCUACCUCGAAGUACAGAACGAGAACCUGACAAAAUGGACUGGAGAAAUGUAGCAAAGAAAAUGCAAUCACUGGGACCUGGUUUUGAUGUUUAUACUUCUAGUGUUGCAGAACUUGAACAGGAUACAUAUGUGAAGGGUGACGAAUAUCAUGCAUUUAGAAAGACUGCAAAUCAGCACUGGGGUUCAAUGAGGUCAUACUAUCGAAAGGCUGCAAGAGCACAUUCAAAUGGAGAACAGGGAUAUGCAGCUUACCUUUCUGACCAGGGGAAGACAGAGAAUAAGUUGGCUUGGAAGGCUGAUGAGAGGGCGAGCCAUAAUAUAUUUAAAGCUAGAAACAGGGGCAUAGAAAAUGUUAUAACAAUUGAUUUGCAUGGUCAACAUGUCAAACAAGCAAUGAAGAUUUUGAAAAUGCACCUUAUACUUGGAUCAUAUGUUCCUUCGGUUCAAACCCUGAGGGUUAUCACAGGAUGUGGUUCAAAAGGGCUCGGAAGGUCAAAAGUUAAACAAUCGGUGAUUAAACUUUUGGAUCAGGAAGGUAUCAAAUGGAGUGAAGAGAACCGAGGAACACUACUAAUAAACGUUGACAGAUAUAGGGAGUUUAGUUUUCUAGAUUCUGAGAGUGACACCGAGUAAUUGUGCUGUUGUAAAAUAAACCUUCUUACGGGUUUCGCAUUAAAAUGCACACUGGGUAACUUUCACUGGGAACUCAACUCAGCACAUAGAUAGUGUAUGAGGACAAAUUUCAGAUGUUGAUAUUUUCAUGUAGUUUUUUUUAAACUUUUCAGAUUAGGUAGGUGGCAGUUUAGAUUAGAAGAAGCACAGCCUUUAAGCUAAUGAUAGCUGAGUUAGUUCCGUUGGUAUGCCAUAGCUUGUACCCUCCGACGGAAAAUGUAAUUUAUCAGUAAUGACAAAUGCAUACAUAGUAGAAUGUAUAUAUUUAACUCAAA
Carica papaya (papaya) is the source of this 2229-nucleotide messenger RNA. RefSeq names its product smr (Small MutS Related) domain-containing protein. The record is from RefSeq and is a predicted model, not a curated record. NCBI's taxonomy places the organism in Eukaryota, Viridiplantae, Streptophyta, Magnoliopsida, Brassicales, Caricaceae.